UCCAGCUGUCCCUCAGUCGGUCGGGAUUUCGGAACCACAGGAGAAUCACCGGAAAGGGUUUUGGUGAUAAAACGGCUCACUUUAGGAGAAUAUACCACAUUAUAUGGCCACAUAAACACACAGCGAGCUACUUUAUUCAGUAUUUCACCAUGGAGGCUGAACUAUGAGGUGUUGUGUAGCUGCAGACGACUGAGUGAACCAUGGCACAGUUCCCCACCACAUUCACAGGUCCAGAUGUGUUUCUGAUCUCGGUGGAUGAGAGAGCCAAACAUGAUCAGCAGUUUCACAGCCUCUCUCCGACUGCCGGGGGUUACAUCACAGGUGACCAGGCCAGGAACUUCUUCCUUCAAUCAGGACUGCCCCCUCCUAUCCUGGCCCAAAUCUGGGCUCUGGCUGACAUGAACAGUGAUGGCCGUAUGGAUAUCCACGAGUUCUCUAUUGCCAUGAAACUCAUCAAACUGAAACUCCAGGGUCACCCUCUGCCACCUUCACUUCCUCCUAGUAUGAAACAACCUCCACUGCCUUUACCCCCCCAGACCGGCUUUGGCAUGCCCCCCAUGGCUCCCCUCCCGACUCCCAUCCCAGCUCCUCUGCCAGGCGUGCCCCCGCUCCCCCUGCCCCCUCUCCCCGUCGGGGUGUCUCCCCCUCUGGUCUCGUCUGCCCCGCCUCCCCUCCCCCAGCCCAUCGCCAACGGAGCUCCCCCCACAGGCAUGAUGCAGCCCAUCUCAGGCUUCUCCCACCCAGGAGCUCCAUCUGUCAACAAGUCUUCGUCGUUUAAUCGAUCCAGUGCGAAGUUGCAGAAAGUGUCGUCCUUCGAUGCUGCUAGUAGUCAGCCCCCCUCUGAUUGGGCCGUUCCUCAGUCCUCAAGGCUGAAGUACAGACAGCUUUUUAACUCUCAUGACAAGAUGAUGAGUGGACACCUCACAGGUCCCCAGGCUCGCACAAUCCUGAUGCAGUCUAGUCUUCCUCAAGGCCAGCUGGCCACAAUAUGGAGUCUAUCAGAUAUCGACCAGGAUGGGAAGCUAACAGCUGAGGAGUUUAUCUUGGCCAUGCACCUCAUAGAUAUGGCAAUGUCAGGGUUACCGCUACCCCCUGUGUUACCACCAGAUUACCUCCCACCCACAUUCAGGCGUGUGCGGAGCGACAGUGUUCAGUCGGACCAGAAGAGCGUCCAGGAGGAGAUGGAGGAGGAGACUGAAAGCAGCCAAGAAAAGAAGCUACCAGUGACAUUCGAGGAUAAGAAGAGGGAGAACUUUGAGCGAGGAAACUUGGAGUUGGAGAAGAGACGUCAGGCUCUGCAGGAGCAGCAGAGGAAAGAACAGGAGAGACUGGCUGCACUGGAGAGAGAGGAACAGGAGAGAAAGGAGCGGGAACGUCUGGAGCAGGAGAGGAGACGACAACAGGAAUUAGAAAAACAGCUGGAGAAACAGAGAGAGCUGGAGAGGCUGAGAGAAGAAGAGCGACGCAAAGAGAUAGAGAGAAGAGAGGCUGCUAAGCGUGAGUUAGAGCGCCAGCGUCAGCUGGAGUGGGAGCGUCAACGUCGACAGGAGCUUCUAACUCAAAGAAACAGAGAGCAGGAGAGUAUAGUCCUGCUCAAAGCCAGGAAGAAGACCCUGGAGUUUGAACUGGAGGCCCUGAACGAUAAGAAGACCCAGCUGGAGGGCAAACUGAAGGAUGUUCGGUUUCGUCUGUCAGCUCAGCGGAAAGAGGUGGAGCAGACGAAUCAGACCAGAGAAACGCGCAUUGCUGAAAUCACCCUGCUACAACAGCAGCUGCAGGACUCUCAGCAGUGGCUCGGGAGGCUAAUUCCUGAUAAACAGAGUCUCAACGACCAGUUGAAACAGGUUCAACAGAACAGCCUGCACCGUGACAGUCUGUCGUCCCUGCAGAAGGCUGUGGAGCAGAAGGAGACCAGCAGACAGCAGCUCAGAGAGCAGCUGGAUGCUGUGGAGAGGGAGACGAGGGCCAAACUGCUGGAAAUAGAUGCGUUCAACACCCAGCUAAAGGAGUUGCGGGAGAUCCACAGCCGGCAGCAGAGACAGAAACAGAAGGAGAUGGAGGGAGACACACACACACUGACACACACACACUCUCACAUACACACCCCGAGUGAGAGAAAGUCUGCCGAGCUGCAGGAGAGCAGGUUGUCAUCAGAAGAGAGUGUGGCCUGGAGGGACGAAGCAGUAAGCUCUGCCCCUAAAGCUCCUAGCCCGGUCUCAGUGUCGGCACCUGAUGCCUGGCUAAACAGAGUGACUCAGGAAGAGGAGGAGAGGAAGAAGAGAGGGAUGGAGGAAGAAGAAGAGGGCCGGAAGCGAGCAGGAUCAGUAGAAGAGAAGGAGGAUGAGGGAAGAGGCAAGAAGGACAUGCAAGAUAAAUUAAACAAGCUGUUCAGCCAGCAGGCAGAUCCCUGGGCUUCAUCAGUGGAAAAGGCUCCAGUACCCAGUCUGUUCGACCAGAAGGCAGCAGCCAGCAGCUUCGACCAGCAGCAGCAGCAGCCGGUGAAGGUGGUCUACUACAGGGCUCUCUAUCCGUUUGAUGCUCGCAGCCAUGAUGAGAUCAGUAUCGCUCCCGGAGAUGUAAUCAUGGUGAAGGGGGAAUGGGUGGACGAGUCACAAACAGGUGAACCCGGCUGGCUGGGAGGAGAGCUCAGGGGGAGGACCGGUUGGUUUCCAGCCAAUUACGCAGAACGGAUACCUGACAACGAAGCACCAAUCAGCUUGCGCGCCACAGCCUCAGCGACUCCCACCUCCGCCCAGCAGCCGAUAAGCACGCCUCCUCCAGCACCCGGACACACCUCCUCCUCCACAUCCUCCGCCAACAGUAACUGGGCCGACUUCAGCACCACUUGGCCCUCAAAUACAGCUAGCCAAUCAGACAGCGAGGGGUGGGACGCAUGGCCGACCUCUUCGACCAGUCAGAAUCCAUCGCUCAGUGUUCCAUCGGCGCAGCUACGGCAACGCUCCGCCUUCACACCUGCUACCAUGACAACAGGCUCCUCUCCGUCACCCGUGCUGGGGCAGGGGGAGAAGGUCGAAGGUCUUCAGGCUCAGGCUUUGUAUCCCUGGAGAGCGAAGAAGGACAACCACCUCAACUUCAAUAAAAAUGAGAUAAUCACAGUGUUGGAGCAGCAGGACAUGUGGUGGUUAGGUGAACUGCAGACUGGGCAGAGAGGCUGGUUCCCCAAAAGUUAUGUCAAGCUCAUCUCCGCCACCAUGACGGCCCCUGCCGCUGGUGCCGUCGCAGCACGCAGCAAAAACGCUAGUGAGUCUGGAGUCUCAGAAAGCCCCCCCAAUGGAAAACGACCCUCCCCUUCCCCGACAAAACCCUCUGACUCUGGAGAAGAGUACGUGGCCAUGUACACAUAUGAGAGCAGUGAACAAGGGGACCUGAGUUUUCAGCAAGGUGAUAUCGUCAUGGUGACCAGGAAAGAAGGGGAUUGGUGGACGGGCAUGGUCGCGGGCAAGACCGGAGUCUUCCCGUCCAAUUAUGUCAAACCUCGAGACUCAUCUUCAGACUCACUGGGAUCAGCAGGGAAGACAGGCAGCCUGGGAAAGAAACCAGAGAUUGCUCAGGUGAUCGCCCCCUACAGUGCUACAGGAGCAGAGCAGCUGACGUUAGCUCCCGGACAGCUCAUCCUCAUCAGGAAAAAGAACCCAGGGGGCUGGUGGGAGGGGGAGCUCCAGGCUCGGGGCAAAAAACGCCAGAUAGGUUGGUUUCCAGCAAACUACGUGAAGCUGCUCAGUCCCAGCACCAGCAAGACGACGCCCACCGAGCCCACGCCUCCUAAACUGGCCCCUGCGAGCACAGCUCUGUGUCAGGUGAUCGGCAUGUACGACUACGUGGCCCAGAACGAUGACGAGUUGGCCUUCCAGAAGGGUCAGGUGAUCACAGUGCUCAACAAGGACGACUGUGAUUGGUGGAAAGGCGAGCUCAACGGGAGGGAGGGUCUGUUUCCCAGCAACUACGUCAAACUCACCACGGACACUGACCCGAGCACGCAGUGGUGUGCUGACCUCCAUCUGCUGGACAUGCUGAGUCCCAUGGAGAGGAAGAGGCAGGGAUACAUCCACGAGCUCAUCGUCACCGAGGAGAACUACGUCAACGACCUGCAGCUCGUCACAGAGAUUUUCCACAAACCUCUGCUGGAGUGCGAGCUGCUGACGGAGAAGGAGGUGGCCAUGAUCUUCGUCAACUGGAAGGAGCUCAUCAUGUGCAACAUCAAACUGCUCAAGGCUCUGCGAGUGAGGAAGAAGAUGUCAGGAGAUCGGAUGCCGGUGAAGAUGAUUGGUGACAUCCUGACCAACCAGCUGCCUCACAUGCAGCCCUACAUCAGGUUCUGUUCGUGUCAGCUCAACGGAGCCACGCUGAUUCAGCAGAAAACCGACGACAAUCCUGAGAUCAAAGAUUUCCUCAAGAGGUUGGCCAUGGACCCCAGGUGUAAGGGAAUGCCUCUGUCCAGUUUCCUGCUCAAACCCAUGCAGAGAGUCACACGCUACCCGCUCAUCAUCAAGAAUACCUUAGAAAAUACUCCAGAGUCACAUCCAGACCACAGCCACCUGAAAGCUGCCCUGGAGAAAGCAGAGGAGCUGUGUUCACAGGUGAACGAGGGCGUGAGGGAGAAGGAAAACUCGGAUCGUCUGGAGUGGAUUCAGGCUCAUGUUCAGUGUGAAGGCCUGUCUGAGCAACUGGUGUUUAACUCUGUCACCAACUGUCUGGGUCCCAGGAAGUUCCUCCACAGCGGGAAACUAUUUAAAGCCAAGAGCAGCAAAGAGCUCUACGGCUUCCUGUUCAAUGACUUCCUGCUGCUGACGCAGGUGACCAAACCUCUGGGCUCGUCUGGCUCGGACAAAGUCUUCUCCUCGAAAACACACCUGCAGUACCGCAUGUACAAGACGCCAAUCUUCCUAAAUGAAGUGUUAGUGAAGCUGCCAACGGACCCGUCAGGAGAUGAGCCUCUCUUCCACAUCUCUCACAUAGACAGAGUUUACACACUCAGAGCCGAGAGCAUCAACGAAAGGACGGCGUGGGUUCAGAAAAUUAAGGCGGCUUCAGAGCUCUUCAUUGAGACAGAGAAGAAGAAGAGAGAGAAGGCGUAUCUAGUUCGUUCUCAGAGGGCCACAGGUAUCGGUCGACUGAUGGUCAACAUCGUGGAGGGAAUCGAGCUGAAACCCUGUCGCUCUCAUGGAAAAAGUAACCCAUACUGUGAGGUGACCAUGGGUUCCCAGUGCCAUAUCACAAAAACAUUACAGGACACGUUGAAUCCUAAGUGGAACUCCAACUGUCAGUUUUUUAUAAAGGACCUGGAACAGGACGUCCUCUGUGUCACUGUGUUCGAGCGAGACCAGUUCUCACCUGACGACUUCCUGGGCAGGACAGAGAUCCGGUUGGCUGAAAUAAAGAAGGACCAGGGCUCCAAAGGACCAAUCACGAAGCGGUUGCUGCUCCAUGAGGUUCCCACAGGAGAGAUUGUUGUCAGGCUGGACCUCCAGCUGUUUGAAGAACCAUAAAAACCAGAACAGGACCGAACUGGACCGGACUGAAAAGGAACUACGAGAACCUGACAGCUUGGCUGGAUCAGACUGGACUGGUCUGGAUUCUCGUAGUUUGGUCUGUUUCAGUUUCUUAGUGCUUAAAGGCUGUUAGGAGGGCGGUGUGUUCAGAUG
This is a messenger RNA of Seriola dumerili (greater amberjack), 5663 nucleotides long. RefSeq names its product intersectin 1 (gene itsn1). The coding region runs from base 201 to 5507 and encodes 1768 amino acids. The record is from RefSeq and is a predicted model, not a curated record. NCBI's taxonomy places the organism in Eukaryota, Metazoa, Chordata, Actinopteri, Carangiformes, Carangidae. Gene Ontology annotation, cellular component: presynaptic membrane; clathrin-coated pit; intracellular vesicle. Gene Ontology annotation, biological process: positive regulation of Rho protein signal transduction; clathrin-dependent synaptic vesicle endocytosis; endosomal transport. The transcript is spliced from 46 exons. Gene Ontology annotation, molecular function: molecular adaptor activity; guanyl-nucleotide exchange factor activity; protein binding.